UUUUGUAUGUUGUUUUCAAUAUUAACUUUUUUUUCUUGGAAAACAAUCAUAACCUCAAUCACUCCUCAACUCGGAGGAAAAAAAGAAAAAUAUCAAAAAAAUAAAUUAAUAAUUUGCCUUGUAAGCUUUUACUCACAUGUCUCGUCAGGUUUUGAAAAUAACAAAUUGAGUAAAAAAUCUGAUUUUUCAAACUAUGAAUUAUAUGAUAAACCUAGUUGUGGCCUUGGCCGACCCUGCCACCCAAUGAUGUAAACACCUAAGAUAGUUAAAAGAAGACGGGCUUGCCAGUUCUUUAGGAUGCUCUAGAUCAAACGGCUACCAUUAUCUGCAUUAUUGGACUUUCUCUAACUAGAGAUCUCGAGGUGGUCCCAUUUUAAUCCUGGUUGGUCAUGAAUCUCGUGACCCAACAUAAUAAUAAUCUAUUCCCGCCAGCCACUUGCUUAACAUUUUAAUGCUAUUUCUAAACCUUUAUUAACUAAUAAGGAAUCAGAAGAGUCAACCAGAGAGGGAGAGAGGGGAAAGAAGAAAAACUGGCUCAGCGCUUUCCUUGAUUCAGAAUGCGGUUGAUAAGUUCCCUCGUUUCUUCCCUCCCCUUCCCACAGGACCGUUAUUUUGCUACAACAGUGUCUAUUUCGUCAGCCUACUCUCCUUCCCUCGACUUCACCAGCCACACUUCUCGUUUCAAGUUUUGCUAUCUGUGGUAUUCAGAUCAGUGAGCAUAAAGAUAACCUAAGGUGGGCUUUUGCUCUUUGCAUCUCUCUACUUUUCUCUGUCCUGCACAAAAUGAAGCAGCCCCGGAGAAAACAAGCAGAGUCGACUUGGGUUGAAAUCUUGUGUUUCGGUUGCACCUGCCUACAGCUUUUUUGGCCGAGAAGUGUUCUAAAGAAAUGGCUCAACAUCAGCUCCAGAGAGUCUGAUUUCAGUGCUGAUCCCGACGAAGGUGAUAGCGGCUCCGAUUUUGAUGAUGAAGAUUUCUGUCGUUGGGGACGAGAUUCGACCUUCGGAGUCCAAAAAGGCCAGUGCAGUGGGGCCUCUGAAAAUCUUCCCAAGUUGAGGAGACGGCAUUCAGAAACCCUUCGAGCUCAAUACAUAAACACCAAAGAACUCAGGAUUUGUGUUGGGACCUGGAAUGUUGGAGGUAAACUUCCGCCUGAUGACCUAGAUAUAUCAGAUUGGCUAAAAACGGAUGAGCCUGCCGAUAUGUAUGUGAUUGGUUUUCAGGAGAUUGUCCCAUUAAAUGCUGGGAAUAUCUUUGGUGCUGAGGAUAAGCGCCCAGUUCCAAAAUGGGAAAAUGUUAUUCGUGAAACACUGAACAGAUUUAGACCAGAGAAGCAAAAGUAUAAAUGCUACAGUGUUCCUCCUUCGCCAUCAAGGUUCAAGCAAUCAGAGGAUGUCCCUGAUAUAGAAGAUGAAAUCCUUGCUGAAAGUGAGAGCGAUAGAGAUGAGGAAGUCUAUCCAUUGGAUGACGAAUUUAAUGGUUCUGAUGAAAUCAAGGAUGCUGCCACCACAAGUGAGGAUGUAUUUGUAAGAUCUGAAGAUUCAAACUCCAAUGAAAAUUCUGAUAUGGUAUCAUCAAGAGUACAGGUUCCACAAAGGCAGUUUUCUUCCUCAAAGAGAUUCGAUAGGUUAAAUUGCUUUCAGACAGGUGAUUCCAUGUACAAUGCAGAGACAUCAACUCCCCACCAGAAAGGAAUAUUAUCUAAAACACUAAGUGGGACAGAAAGGAUUGGUUUGAACUGGCCCGAACCACCAAUGGACCUGCUAACUAAGCAUGUUUUAGAAAGACCAAAUUCCUUCAAAUCAGUCAAGUCUUUUAAAGCAUCUCACUCUUUUAAGACAUCUAGGUGUGGGGAUUACAGAGGGGCAUCAGAAACAGCUUUGCUAACCAAUAUUGAUCUGGAAACCAUUGUACGCCACAAAAGAUCACCUUUUGUAAGGAUAGUAAGUAAGCAAAUGGUUGGGAUUUUCCUUUCUAUAUGGGUUCGUAGAAGCUUGCGUAGGCAUAUUCAGAACUUGAAAGUUUCUACUGUUGGCGUUGGUAUUAUGGGCUACAUUGGUAACAAGGGAUCAGUUUCUGUGAGCAUGUCUGUAUAUCAAACACUCUUUUGUUUUAUCUGUAGUCACCUAACAUCAGGUGAAAAGGAGGUGGAUGAACUUAAAAGGAAUGCCGAUGUGCAAGAAAUACAUCGGAGGACACAGUUCAAUCCGAUUUCUGGUAUUGGGUUCCCGAAGACCAUCCUUGACCAUGAAAGAAUUAUCUGGUUUGGCGACCUAAAUUAUCGUAUCAACUUAUCAUAUGAGAAGAUACGAGAACUCAUAUCCAAAAAAGAAUGGCCUCAGUUGAUUGAGAAGGACCAGCUCAUGAAAGAGCUGAGAAAAGGUCGAGCUUUUGAUGGAUGGUGGGAAGGUACUUUAAAUUUUCCACCAACAUACAAAUACGAGUUUAAUUCAGAGAAGUAUUAUGGGGAGGAUCCAAAGGCUGGGAGGCGUAAUCCAGCAUGGUGCGACCGUGUCCUUUCACUUGGAAAUGGAAUGAGGCUAUUGAAAUACAAAAGGGUUGAGCAUAUGCUUUCUGAUCACCGACCUGUGACUGCCAUCUAUGUGGCUGAGGUUGAGGUCUGCUGUCACAGGAAGCUCCAAAGAGCACUUACGUUCACAGAUGCAGAGCUAGAAGAUGAAGUUAUAGCAGAUAUGGAAUUUGAUGUUGGGAAGAGCCAGCAAAGGGUUGAAGAGGGUAUAUCUGACUGGGAGCGAUAAGAAACAUGACAUGCCGUGGAGUGAUGACCCUUACAUUCUUUAAGAAAGCGUUGGAUGUGUUCCCUCUUAUAAUAUUUUCACUCCUUUUUUUUCCCCAAUUCUUUGGAAUUUUUUGGGUAGAAUGGCUAUUCUUUGGAUUGAUUGCUGUAAAUGUGUAUAUUGAUUUGCCCAGUGGAUAGCCUAAGGGUGAGUGAGAGAUUGUCUUCCGUGUGGAUGUCAUGUAUUUUAACUUGUAAAAGUGUCGUCCCAUCUUUGAGACCCUCGUGUUAGCACUUCUUACUUGUACGUGUAUACCAUAGAAAAUGUUAUUUUUUCGGGGGUAGAAAAAUAGAAAAUGUAUUGAAAAAAUAGGAAAUUGUGUAUCUGAUUCAGGCUAUACAAAAUAAAACCAAUCCUCUAUGGCUAUUUUUUGACUGAAAAA
Messenger RNA from Macadamia integrifolia, 3178 nucleotides. Its product is annotated as type IV inositol polyphosphate 5-phosphatase 3-like. Gene Ontology annotation, molecular function: phosphatidylinositol-3,4,5-trisphosphate 5-phosphatase activity; inositol-polyphosphate 5-phosphatase activity; phosphatidylinositol-4,5-bisphosphate 5-phosphatase activity. The transcript has 11 exons. The coding region runs from base 784 to 2757 and encodes 657 amino acids. The record is from RefSeq and is a predicted model, not a curated record. Gene Ontology annotation, biological process: phosphatidylinositol dephosphorylation. Lineage: Eukaryota; Viridiplantae; Streptophyta; Magnoliopsida; Proteales; Proteaceae.